Molecule: messenger RNA, 513 nt
Organism: Clavispora lusitaniae ATCC 42720
Lineage: Eukaryota; Fungi; Ascomycota; Pichiomycetes; Serinales; Metschnikowiaceae
Gene: YFH1
Product: ferroxidase
Biological process (GO): intracellular iron ion homeostasis; iron incorporation into metallo-sulfur cluster
Cellular component (GO): mitochondrion
Molecular function (GO): ferric iron binding; iron chaperone activity; ferroxidase activity
Source: RefSeq, a predicted model, not a curated record
AUGAGCAGCCUUUUCCGCCUUGUGCCGCGGCGUCUUAUCUCCGGCCGCACGCUUGUUCUUUCUCGGCGCCUGCUUCUUUUGCCGCUUAACUCCGGCCGCCGCUUGCCCCGGCCCACCGCCAUUUUUGUUCGUUCCGCCGUAUCCACAUCGGGCGAACACGUCGAGCAGCUCAUCGAUCCGCUCUCGGACAACGAGUACAGCCGGGCGGCCAACACGUACUUGGAAAGUCUUAGCGACGAGUUGGAGGAGCUCGCCGAGACCUUCCCGCAGCUUGAUGUCGAGCUUUCUCUGGGGGUCAUGACCUUGUCUGUUGGCGACCUCACGUAUGUGAUCAACAAGCAGCCGCCCAACAAGCAGAUCUGGCUCAGCAGUCCGAUCAGCGGGCCCAAGCGUUUUGACAUGAUUGGCGGCCGCUGGGUCACGCUACGGGACGGCUCAGCUUUGACGGAUUUGCUUCGCGAGGAGUUGCUGGCGCAGCUUGGCGACGACGUGGAGUUGCCUUUGGAGGCGUAG